Messenger RNA from Letharia lupina, 1341 nucleotides. RefSeq lists its product as uncharacterized. The record is from RefSeq and is a predicted model, not a curated record. The coding region runs from base 1 to 1341 and encodes 446 amino acids. The transcript is spliced from 5 exons. Lineage: Eukaryota; Fungi; Ascomycota; Lecanoromycetes; Lecanorales; Parmeliaceae. Gene Ontology annotation, molecular function: catalytic activity.
AUGGCUACUUCAAGGACAUCAUUAGGUUUGGCGAGGCACUUGAAGUCUCGUAUACGGCUCAAUGGCUUGAAUUGCUCGCUUUGCAGGGGUCUUGCAACCGCCGCAGCGGACUCCCUCACAUUGCCGUUGGCGGGUAUUCGGGUUCUGGACAUGACUAGAGUCCUGGCGGGCCCAUAUUGCACGCAAAUACUUGGAGACCUCGGGGCAGAAGUCAUAAAGAUUGAGCAUCCUAUCCGAGGCGAUGACACUCGAGCAUGGGGUCCUCCAUACGCAAAACAUAUUAGAGGGGACAAGCAAGAUAGUCCUGGAGAGAGCGCUUAUUUCUUAUCGGUAAAUCGGAACAAGAAGUCUGUUGGACUUUCUUUCGCCUCUCCGUCUGGCGUCUCGAUUCUGCAUAAGCUAGUGAAAGACUGCGAUGUACUCGUAGAGAAUUAUCUGCCCGAUGCCUUGCAGAAAUAUCAGAUGGACUAUUCCACGCUAUCGAAGAUCAACCCAUCUCUUAUCUACGCCAGUAUUACAGGUUACGGCCAGACUGGCCCCUAUCGCAAACGCGCCGGCUACGAUGUGAUGGUUGAAGCGGAAAUGGGCUUGAUGCACAUUACUGGCGCUCGAGAUGGACCGCCUGUGAAAGUGGGAGUAGCUGUUACUGACUUGACCACGGGUUUGUACACCUCGAAUUCGAUAAUGGCAGCCUUACUUGGGCGAAUGAGGACAGGGAAAGGCCAGCACAUCGACGUAGCGUUAAGUGAUUGCCAAGUGGCGACUUUGGCCAACAUGGCAAGUUCAGCAUUAAUCAGCGGUCAGCCGGACUCAGGGCGGUGGGGAACAGCCCAUCCCUCUAUUGUGCCAUACAAAGGUUUCAAGACCGCCGACGGAGACAUUCUGCUCGGUGGGGGCAACGACCGUCUUUUUGGGGUGCUAUGCGAUAAAUUAGGCAAGCCCGGAUGGCCAAAAGAUGAGAGAUUCAACACCAACAGCGCGCGUGUGAAGAAUCGAGAGACACUGGAAGCGAUGAUCGAAUCGGAGACGACGAAGAAGACUACGGCAGAGUGGCUGCAGGUACUAGAUGAAAGCGGUAUGCCCUAUGCGGCUGUGAAUGAUAUCCAGGGGACUAUGAAUCAUGAGCACGUGCUAGCCCGCGACAUGGUCAAAGAAAUCGAGCAUCCCACCUGCGGUCCGAUGAAACUCGUAAACACACCAGUGAAGUACUCCUACUCGGAGCCGAGUAUACGGACACCGCCACCCCUACUAGGCCAGCACACCGAGGAAAUACUCAGAGACAUCGUGAACAUGGACGAGAGUGAGAUCAAGGAUUUGAAGGCAGAGGGCGUCGUUGCUUAG